Messenger RNA from Talaromyces proteolyticus, 1683 nucleotides. Its product is annotated as putative general amino-acid permease GAP1. The transcript has 5 exons. The coding region runs from base 1 to 1683 and encodes 560 amino acids. Gene Ontology annotation, cellular component: membrane. Lineage: Eukaryota; Fungi; Ascomycota; Eurotiomycetes; Eurotiales; Trichocomaceae. Gene Ontology annotation, biological process: amino acid transmembrane transport. Gene Ontology annotation, molecular function: amino acid transmembrane transporter activity. The record is from RefSeq and is a predicted model, not a curated record.
AUGGCCGUCUCAGAACCAGAGGAUAUUGAGAAGAAGGGAGCUGGGGUCGUGGAACCAGUCAGCGACAGCCCUGCUCCGUAUGACGAUGUGAUCACUACAUAUGCACCGAUUAUUGAGAACACCAGUCCCCUGAAGCGUAGCCUUAAAAAUCGCCAUAUGCAAAUGAUUGCCAUCGGUGGUGCUAUCGGCGCUGGUCUGUUUGUUGGUACUGGAGGUGCUCUGCAGGAGGGAGGCCCAGGUUCCGUGCUUCUCGGUUACCUGAUCGUGGGAGGAAUGUUGUUGAUGACCAUUCAAGCUCUGAGCGAGUUGGCCGUUCUUUACCCAGUCAACGGGGCUUUCUUCACAUAUUGUUGCCGGUUCAUCGAUCCUGCUUGGGGUUUUGCCGUCGGAUGGGACUACGCCAUAGGCUGGCUCGUCAUUCUUCCCUUCGAGAUUACGGCUGCCGGUAUUACGAUAGAGUUCUGGAGAAGCGAUCUCAACAUUGGCAUCUGGAUUACUGUGUUCCUAGUUGUCUUGUCCACAAUUCAGAUCUUCGGCGUUCGGGGUUACGGUGAAGUGGAGUUCGUUCUCAGCGUGAUCAAAGUCACCGCCCUUUUUGGAUUCAUCAUCCUGGGAAUCGUGAUUGACUGCGGUGGUGCGCCGGUAGGAGGCUAUAUUGGAGGUCAUUACUGGUUUGACCCCGGCGCAUUCACGGACUUUCGAGGCUUCUGUUCUGUCUUCGUGACCGCAGCUUUCGCAUUCGGUGGAACAGAAAUGAGUGGCUUGGCUGCUGCUGAGGCUGCGAACCCCGCGAAAUCUAUCCCAAAAGCGACGAAGCAGGUCUUCUGGCGUAUCACUAUCUUUUACGUCGUGGGGACUCUCAUUGUCGGAUUGAUCGUCCCAUCCAAUGCGGAUUACCUUAUGGGAUCUACUGGCGCCAAUACCAAGGCAUCACCUUUUGUAGUAUCAAUUCAAAAUGCAGGUAUCUCCGGUCUACCAUCUGUCAUGAACGCAGUGAUCACGAUUUCGGUCAUCAGUGUUGCCAACUCAGCAACGUUUGGAUCGAGUCGCACCAUCCAGGCUCUGGCGGCUCACGGCAUGGCUCCUUCAUUCAUGGCCUAUGUCGAUAAAGCCGGACGACCACUCUACUGUGUUCUUCUCCAGAUUGCAUUCGGUUUCCUGGCUUUCAUCAAUGAGGCAUCGACGGGCGGUCAGAUUUUCACCUGGCUUCUGGCUUUAUCCGGUAUUUCCAAUUUCUUCAUUUGGGGCAGCAUCUGCCUCGCCCACAUUCGCUUCCGUGCGGCCUGGAAACAUCACGGUCACGAUGUCAAGGAAUUGGCCUACACUGCUCCAUUCGGCGUUAUCGGCAGCUACAUAGGACUGUCCCUCAAUGUCAUCUGUCUCAUUGCUGAGUUCUAUGUAUCUGUUGCGCCAAAAGAUGCGCAGGCUUUUUUCGAGAACUAUAUCGCCGCCCCUCUGGUAAUCGGUCUCUACCUUCUCUGGAAGCUUUACUCUGUCUACCACAAAGACCCGCGGAUUAACCAUCGAGGCUGGAAGCCGUUCCUGAAAGUGGAGGAGAUGGAUAUAUUAAGCGGAAUGCGGGAUGGUGCUUUGGAUGUGGAUCUGCCACCGAGAGUAGAAUAUGCCACCCGGGGAGAAUGGCUCAAAGCCGCACCGAUGAGACUGCUUCACUCAUUGUAUUGA